UUUCCUCCCCCUCCCUUCCUCCACCUGUCCCCGGCGCGUUGGACGCUGGAAGCCAAGAUGGCGGCGGAGCUGGUGGAGGCGAAAAACAUGGUGAUGAGCUUCCGGGUCUCGGACCUUCAGAUGUUGCUGGGAUCGGUGGGCCGGAGCAAGAGCGGCCUCAAGCAUGAACUGGUCACACGGGCCUUGCAGCUGGUCCAGUUUGACUGUAGCCCAGAACUGUUCAAGAAGAUCAAGGAGAUCUACGAGGCUCGCCACGCCAUAAUCACCGACGCGGGCCAGCUGCCUCAGCAGCAUCAGCAGCCACCCCCGACGCACCGACCUCCUCCCGAAGCCCUCUCCCUGCAUUCUUCCUUCGACCGCAGUGGCACGGUGCCCAGGACUGCCCUUUCCACCCCCAACAUUGACUAUCCUUCUCUCUACGGGAAGUACUUAAACGGACUUGGACGGUUACCUCUCAAAUCCAUGAAGCCAGAAGUUCGGCUGGUGAAGCUCCCCUUCUACACCGUCUUGGAUGAGCUUUUGAAGCCGACCGAGCUCGUCCCACAGAACAAUGAGAAGCUUCAGGAGAGUCCGUGUGUCUUUGCUCUGACGCCGAGGCAAGUGGAGCUGAUCAGAACUUCCAGGGAGUUGCAGCCAGGUGUGAAAUCGGUCCAGGUUGUCCUCAGAAUCUGCUACACGGAUACCAGUUGCCCUCAGGAAGACCAGUACCCCCCAAAUAUCGCCGUGAAAGUGAAUCAUAGUUACUGUUCUGUCCCGGGCUAUUACCCAUCGAACAAGCCUGGCGUGGAGCCCAAGAGGCCUUGUCGUCCCAUCAACCUCACUCAUCUCAUGUACCUGUCGUCAGCAACCAACCGCAUCACUGUCAUUUGGGGCAACUACGGAAAGAGCUAUUCUGUGGGCCUGUACCUAGUGCGACAGAUGACGUCUGCAGAAUUGUUGCAGAGGUUGAAAACGAUUGGCAUUAAACACCCAGAGCUCUGCAAAGCACUUGUCAAAGAGAAGCUGCGCCUGGAUCCAGAAAGCGAAAUCGCCACCACGGGGGUCCGUGUAUCUCUCAUAUGUCCGCUGGUAAAGAUGCGACUGUCCGUGCCGUGUCGGGCGGAGACCUGCGCCCAUCUGCAGUGCUUCGACGCUGUCUUCUACCUGCAGAUGAACGAGAAGAAGCCAACAUGGAUGUGUCCAGUGUGCGACAAACCAGCCACUUACGACCAGCUCAUGAUUGACGGGCUACUCUCGAAGAUCUUGACUGAGUGCGAGGAUGCCGACGAGAUCGAGUACCUGGUGGACGGUUCCUGGUGCCCAAUCAAAGCGGAGAAGGAGAGAAGCUACAGCCCCCAGUGCCCAAUACUGGUCGUAGGUGGAUCCACAGGGGGGACUUCAGACGUCAACGGGGUGCUUCCCAUAGCUCCCAGCACCAACGGGGAAAACGGCAAGGUCCCCGCCGACGUAGUGGAUUUGACACUGGACAGCUCGUCCUCCGAAGAGGAUGAGGAGGAGGACGAUGACGAGGACGAUGACGUGGGGCCCAGACGGAAGCGGCCCCGCCUGUACAAGAAAGACCUGGCUUCUGCCUGCUGACCGCCAAGGGCGCUACGGAACUCCCAGUGGAAAAGCUUGAAUACUCUGGUGCUUACUUGGAUAUGGGAAGAGGGGCUGUUCUCCCACACGCAUACACACACCCUUCCAUCUCACUCUCCUCCGAAGCAGACCUUCAGCUCCACCUUCGGAUCCAACAUAAGACUACAAAAGAAUGCACUGGGGAGCGACUGCAUGGCUGGACUUUUCCUCCGCUCCCCGUCCCCGCGAAACAAUCUCAGGCUCUUGUCAGCUUGGCUCAAAUGGCGUCCGGAAGCCAGGGACUCGGGCAGCCUAUCAGGAAUCACCACUGUCUCAAUUUCCCUUCUUUCCUUCUCCUCUCCCGUUGCUUCAUGGAUAACCUUAAACUGCAGGCUGGUUGCAACUUGUCUGAACGCCCAGUGGACCAUUGUUUUUUGGUUUAGCCUUGCUGUGUCUCUCUGAAGCUGUGUGCAUUCUCCCCCACCCCUUUGUUCAAUAACCAUUCCAGACUCUCUUGAAGCGCCUCGUUGAAUAUAUGAAGUGGGGGGUGUUUGGGGGGAUAUUUUUUGGGGGGGUGGUCCGGCUGGGAGGUUUCUAGAACCAAGAGAGCUUCCAAGUUGGAUGUUUCUUUCCGGGGGGCAUGUUAAGUUUUUUUUUUAAGGGGAGGGGAGGGGGGGGAGAGAAAAUAGCGAGAGAUUGGAAUCGCUCAGUGUUUGAGCAGCUUGUAACCUCAUGUAAAGAAAAGGUUGGGAUCCUUUUUAGCCACUUCUGAAAAUAACGUAGAAUUCUUGCAUAGUGAUUCCUUUUUUUUGUUUUUAGUCGAACAGAAGCCAUUGGAGGGGAGGGAGAGAAGGGAGAGGGUGGUCAUGGGGGGGGGGCGGGGGAGGUUGAAAUGUGGGAAGGGCUCAAACCACAAACUGUCUUUUUUUGAAGUGCAAUAAUUCAGUGUGUUUUUUGGCAGAUGCGGAAGGCUGAGCAAAAUUUCCCCUCGGUCCCCAAAGGGUUUGACUCAAGCCUGCUGCGUCGGGAAAUGGAGCGGUGGGGGUGGGGGUGGGGUCGGUUGGUGGGCCUUCCAGAACAAAAAGGAAAAAAAAAUUGCCCCGUGGAGGAACUUUACGUUUCUUUUUCAAUUUUGGUUUCUUGCCAACUACCUCGGUUUUAAAAAAAAUAAAAUAAAAUAAACGAAUUACCCAAUUCAGGUUGUCGCUCGGUUGUGCGGAACAGCGCCGAGCCAAGCCAGGGGUGGCCCCGGCCUGCAAGUGACUGUGUUUUCAAAAGGCUUCCGGGUAUGCGCCUUGCUGUGCCGCUGUUCCUCUCUGUGUCUGAGAGCAUGCAUGUAUGUUUAUGGAACCUUUUUAAUAUUCCCCACCACUGCCACCAGCCUUUGACUUGUCCUCCGACCUCUGUCUUUCCCGGCGGUUGUUCUGGACUUCCCUUGCUGAGGAGGGAGGUGAAAGUCACCAGUCAUUUCCCCCAAGCAAGAAGCUGUGGGUAUCUAUGAAGAAGAGUGUAUAUUAAGUCACGGGGUGUGGGGGGAAGAGUGUCUCUUAGGGACACCAGGGUCCUCUUCAUGGACUCUUUGGUGCACCUUCUAGAGACUCAGACGAGAGUUUUGUGACUUUUCCCCCCCUCCUUGGCUGUUAACCUGCCACUUCUGCGUUUUUGCCAUGUUGUGUGGUCUUGCUUUUCUCCGUAACCGCAUCCUCCCCUGUUACAACUUGGUAGCAGCUCUUCCUUCCUCCCUCGGUGAUGAAUGUAGAACCCUUAAUUUUUUGGGUUUUUUUAAAAGGAAAGAUGCAAAUCGUCGCUGCUUCCCGAUGUUCUGAUAGGAAAAGAAAUGCACUCCCCCCCCCCACCAAAAAAAACAACCUAUGGGGGCAUGUCAGAGGCCAGUUAGAACUGAACCAAAAGACCUCCUGCCUCUCACUUUUGAGGGAAUCUUGGCCGUCUUUGCAGAUCCCAUGGCAGGAUACCUUCUUCCUGGGAACUCCAAAAUCUGAGGUGCCUCACCAUAUCUGUACUACCACUAUGGGGAGAGACCAGACCACUGCAGAUGGGUGCUUUUUUUCUUUUCCUUUCCUUUUUGCUUGUUUGUUUAACAAGCCCCACCACCUCACAGCAAACAUUCCUGUCUACUUGCUUGACUUUUCCUUCUCCUCUAGAGCUUUUGCCCAGACAGCAGCACCCCCAGCUAGAAAAGUUGGAGUUUAAUGUUGUUGAUGAAGGGACAGGGUGGGGCGGGGGCUCAGUGGGUCCCGCCCAGCUCACCUGACUUUUCUCUGUUUUCAGCCCACAUGAAAAUCUGGUCGCUUCCCUUCUCCAAAGUCAGUGAAAGUGUCAUAGCUCAACGUAAGCAAUAUGCUGGCUUUUGUUUGUUUGUUUGUUUGUUUUGUUUGUUUGUUUUAAAACAUGCAGACCUGUUCAAAAUGAAGUUUUCUUGUACAGAUUUUUCAGCUUUGCAUUUUCAGCCAGGCGGUAGGGUUAGCUCUCUUCCCCCCACCCCUCCCUUCCACUUUCUUCCCCGGAAUCUGUACUCUAAUUUAACUGUGUGUUAACUUCCCAUCCCCUUGGAUCCCCCCCCCCCCCAAAAGCCAAGUCACUGUCUCUUGACUUCUGUAUUUACCUUCUCUUAUCCCCACCCCCACCCCACCCCUAGCUUGGACAUCCUGUACAUACAGCACUUGUGUGUUUUUUUUGCUUAUAUCCUCUCUUCUCUCCCCCUUUUUUGUAAAGAAAAGAAAAUUAUUUUUCUUUUGUUCAAUACACAUUCUUCGAAAAUUCGAGAUUAUAGUGUUUGUUAAAUAAAUAAAAGGAAAGAUUUCAAUUUAA
Heteronotia binoei (common prickly gecko) is the source of this 4386-nucleotide messenger RNA. RefSeq names its product protein inhibitor of activated STAT 4 (gene PIAS4). The coding region runs from base 58 to 1578 and encodes 506 amino acids. The transcript is spliced from 11 exons. Lineage: Eukaryota; Metazoa; Chordata; Lepidosauria; Squamata; Gekkonidae. Gene Ontology annotation, biological process: regulation of transcription by RNA polymerase II; protein sumoylation. Gene Ontology annotation, molecular function: transcription coregulator activity; zinc ion binding; SUMO ligase activity. The record is from RefSeq and is a predicted model, not a curated record.